Molecule: messenger RNA, 4047 nt
Organism: Pomacea canaliculata
Lineage: Eukaryota; Metazoa; Mollusca; Gastropoda; Architaenioglossa; Ampullariidae
Exons: 2
Coding region: 722-1288 (188 amino acids)
Source: RefSeq, a predicted model, not a curated record
CUGCCAGAAACCGACACAGAGGCUGGAACAAGAUGGCGGAUACAUCAGGCGAUAGCGGACGAGAGACGACGAAAUAAUUAUCAACGUUUAGCAGACACUGCGGACUAAAAUAUUUCAAGCCAUUUUGCGUGAGGCGUCUACAGACUGACGAGGACAGAUUUGAGGAAAGGAAGUUUGCAAGAAAAGGACGAAUAGAAAGGUGCAGGGUCAGUUAACUCCCUUUUCCAGAUGUCGCUGAGAGGGUAUGGUCUUCCAGAACACCUGGCCUUUUAUUUCCCCAACCCUAGGUCUUUCCCUGGAGCUGAGUGGAGAUCGAUUGUGUCGGCCUGGACGUGAAGGAAGCGGAGUUUGCACGCGCGAAAUCGAAUAAUCUUGCCAGCAGACCCCUGCUUCCAGGCCAGCUCCGUGCAAAAUCAGUUCAUGUUCCCUGCAGACUAGUGCUUCUUUAUUGAGUGUCAGGACCUGAAGAGCGUUAAUUCGUUCAUCCUGGUUUCAAAUCUUUACAGACUUGUUAAUAAAAAAAAACACACACAUGAAGGCACGCACACGCAUACACAUACACUAGCAACCGCCCGCGUGAGUGAGCUCGAAUUUUUAGAGACAAUCAGUUUUGGGUUUCAAGAGACCUGACCCUUCAGUGACUCUGCAGCACUGACAAAAAAGGAGAGCAUAUAAGUAUAGGCAGAAAGAAGUGCUUGACAUAAUCAGCACGCUCGUAACCAUGGAGAUGCCUAUUUCUCGCGCCGCCGCUUACUUGAAGCGGAACCGCACGACGCACUCGUGGGCUGGAGACUCGAACCUCAUGUCGCGCAGCUGUCCCAACACCCAAACUCUGCACGACCACAUGCUGCAGACACGGGCAGCUGGUGUCGACACCCGUUACAACCGCCUUUCCACCAACGUCGUCUACAGAUCGCCGCCCUCCUCCUGUUCGUCGUCGCCUGGGCGGUCGACUUCGUCAGAGAAGAGCAGCCGGGGGGACAAGAAAUCCCUAGAGAGGCCUUCCUCGUCAUACAGCUACGACGGCGGCUUCUUCAUCAGCGCCAACAACGCCUCCAAGGACUUCUUCGUCAUAGAUCCGGAAUGGGUCAGUGAGGACCAGACGGUCAAGAAGUUGGCCCCUACGGGAGAUGGCGGUAGCGGAGGGCGGUCCGCGGAGGGCGGUGGCGGCGGUGGCACAAGCAACACCAACAACAGUUGGCGACGUUCCUUUAUGUGGAGCAGCUACCGACGCAGCAAGUCGGCCCCGCCGCCGAAGUACCGCAACCCAAUCACGUGGAAAUACUGACUGGGGGAGAGAAGAAAAGAAAUAACAACAGAAACAAAUCGGUGCGAGUGUCGUCGACGACAUCUUAACAGAAAGACGACAGCAAGGCCUUCCAAGAAAGACAAGAGCUGGUCCUACACAUCCUGAGACUGUUCUGAGGGGGCGACACCGAUGCCGAAGUCACUGUGCUUGCUUGCAAAGGUGGUGCUGACAAUCGAGGCACGAAGAACAUCUGACCGGAGUGGACAAGAGCCCCACCUGCACGCAGCCCCACUCACUACCAACAAAAAGUGCGGUAACAUUCUCCGGCGUGACAGAAUCAAGGCCAGGGGGACAAAGGGAGGGAAUAGAAAUGAAUGAAAAAAAAAAAAUGCGGCUUCGAAUUACUUUGAGAUUGUGUGGUGUACCGCUAGGUCUAACUCUUCGGACGAGAUUGUAUGUGUUUUAACCUGGAACUGCUUUUGCUUGUUCGACUGGUUGUUGCUAAUGGUUACGCAGUUGAGUUUCUGACUGCUUUAUUUCCAGGCAGUGCAUGGAAAUCUGACAGGUUACUUCUAGUACUACUGCUAUUACAAUUUACAGAAAGUAACACCUGCACGUAGGCCCAAAGACAUCCACAUCACAUACAAACUCGGUUGAGCCACCGUGAGGUAAGGGUAGGUAGAAGUAUACUCUGUAAACUAGAAUUAAGCAUUUACAGUAUAGGCAGACCUUUAGAGAGAAUGAUUGUGUUGUUUUUGCCAUUAAGUGGCCAAAGGCGACGGUUAAUUGUAUAAAAAUGACAAAGCAGUUGCUUACAAUUAUUAAAGUGCUGUGUAUGUACAAAGUCUGAACAGUGACAGAACAAAGGACAAAGUAUUUUUUUUAAAGUAGCAGGAAGGCAAGCGCGCCGAUAGACACACGGAAAGAAAGACAAAUAUAAGCAAAUAAAGAUAAUUACUAGGAAGUCAAUCAACUGCACAGUGAAACCUCUGAUCUUGUGCACAUCUAAUACAAGACUGUGCUUUCUCUCACCUUUUUCUCCUUAGGGAGCAAGAAAUAACAAAGAUUUAAGAAAUUUUUUUUAAAUUUUCUUUUUAAUGUAGAGUAAUUUAAUGAGCACCGAUAGGUAGAAUAAUAACAAUAAUAUAUAAGAUAAUAUGCUAGGCUAGAAAUAUUUCAAAGAGCAAGCCAGUAUUUUGGAAAUCGCUCGUCUUUAUUCAGUUUAGGUGAUGAUCAAAGUAGUGACAGACUAAGAUAACAGGACAUCACUUCGGUUAAAAAUCGAAGCUGACACAGUUUGUUGUAAAAUGGAAGAAACAUCCUUGUCUCUCAUCGUUGAGGCCUCACUCCGUGUUCAAACUCUUUAGGAUCACUGAUUGAUCUUUUGGUUCUGUUGACCACACUCAUGGAAAUAUUUCAGCAGGUCGCAUCUUCCACAUUCUCCAUAAGCAAACGCUUACAGACAAGCAAAUAAACACACUAAUUAAAAAGAAAAAACAGAAAAAAAGCAAACGAGAAUCCUCCAGACUGGGCAUUCUGUGAUGUUGUAUGCUGCUGUGCGAUGUUGUCUCCCUUCAUCAGACUCCACCAGACGUUAUCUCCCCUACCCCACUUCUUUCCUAUGCUCUUAUAUCUUCUCACAAUUGUUUGGCUCCUGUCAGGCCUUAUUUCCCAUCAUGCACUGGGAAUAAUUAACUCUAAUGGUGAAUGUUAGUCGGUGGGUUCACCCGGUGGUAAUUGUGUUCGCAGUAAGUUCAAGCGUGUUUCAGAGGUCAGGCUGGCCCAGGAAAGCUAUUGUUUCUGGCUCGGAGAUAAUUCCCUUGAUCCCUCAACUCUAUUAAAAAGAGAAAGCUUUUGCAGUGCUCAUGCAUGGUUUACUGGUCAAUCUGUAGCUCUUCCUUUUGCUCGAAAGCAUGAUGACAUUUUCACUCACAUUUCAACACUCACAGAUGUACGUGCGUGCGAGGUCUGCAUGACUCACUACUCACUCACCUUGACUCUCAUAGCUGUCAGUGGCUUGAACAAAGGGCUCACUGCAAUCUUCCCAUUCUCCUGAUAUACAAUAAACAAGGGAUUCCUGUCAGUGAUAUCUGUAAGGAAAGCAUUGUUGUUGCCAAGACGCCUUGUCAAUGUUGGAAGCUUACGCAAUGAUUAGAGACAACUACUAUAUCGCUAUGCCUCUGAAUCCGUGUGAGUUUGUCUGCAUAUCUGUCUUUAUCUAUUAUUAUAUCAUUAUCAUGAACAGCACAUAGAGAGUGGGAGAAAGAGAUAGAGAGAAUGUGUGUACCUCAUCUUUUAUUGGUUGUUGUCCAUUUGGAAGAUUAAAGCAAAGAGAGUAUCAAACUUUGUUAAAUGUACUUUGUUGUCUGGGUUCGCGCAGACCAGCAGUUAGACAAGGCUAAUGCCUCCUUAAUCAUUUCAUACCUCACAUAUUUUGAAUUCAUUUUAAAGUAAACAGAAUGUAUUGCUUCUCACUUUGUAUAUGAAAUUUGUAAUCUAAGGAAACAAUAAGAGUUUAGUAUUCCUGACAUUCUUAAAAUGAACAGUUGUAAUGGUAACAUUAAAAUAAUAUGUAUUGUUAUUAUGUCAAUACUUAUGUCAUCAUCUCUUUGUAUUACAGUUUUGUACUGUACAACCAAACAUAUUUCUAAGAGGCAAACUGAGAAUGGCAUAACCUAUAGCGCAUAGUUAAAUUGUUUACGCAAUGAAUUUGCAAAAGUUUAUUUUUAUGUUGCAUGUUCUGCAUUCCUUAAAAGUAAAUAAAAGCAUUUACUUAAUCCUCCAUCGCUAAGCAGGAU